Molecule: messenger RNA, 7159 nt
Organism: Oryzias melastigma (Indian medaka)
Lineage: Eukaryota; Metazoa; Chordata; Actinopteri; Beloniformes; Adrianichthyidae
Gene: urb1
Product: URB1 ribosome biogenesis homolog
Exons: 39
Coding region: 253-6942 (2229 amino acids)
Biological process (GO): maturation of LSU-rRNA from tricistronic rRNA transcript (SSU-rRNA, 5.8S rRNA, LSU-rRNA); maturation of 5.8S rRNA from tricistronic rRNA transcript (SSU-rRNA, 5.8S rRNA, LSU-rRNA)
Cellular component (GO): nucleolus
Source: RefSeq, a predicted model, not a curated record
UUCAAAGUAAAAAUGUUUUAUAUGAACAAUUAUAUCAUUUAAUUUGAGUAAUUGUAACUAUUAUAAUUACAUUUUGGCGGAACUAAUGUUCGGCAGAAAAUGUUUCAGAGGGAAGGAUAAUAUGAACGGGAAUUCCCUCUGUUUACACCGCUACAACGUGGGUCGCAGUGAUUGAACUAUUAUGACUAGGUAAAAAAUAAUAUAAAUUUCCUAAAACAGUUUGUAGACAUUGUUAUUCUGUUUAUUUCAAUAAUGUCGGGAAAGCGUCGCGCCGGUGCGUCGGCAAAGUCUGCCGUUCCGGUGAAAAAAGAGAAAAGCCCUGAGUUUAAUGGAGCUGAAUUCAAAGCCAUGCUGAAGAACCCCACCACUACUGUGAAAGGCCUGGAAAAAUUCGUGUCAAUUGGGAGGAAGCUGCCCUGUCCUGAUCUGUAUGAUGUGGUUGAGGGUUUUAUUAAGAUAUCAAUGGAGUGUGCAGAAAUAUUCCAGCUGCUGGAAGGAGAGAAACACACAGAAAAUGAGACCAUGCUGGUUUUUGAGAGCUUGGAAGUGAUUCUCUUGAGGACAGCCAGUGACCUCUCUCAUUUCAACAUGGUUGGCAAUGGGAUUGUAAAAAAGAUAGUUGCAAAUCACAUGAAACUUCUGCAGGGCUCUCUUCACUCAGCAAACCAUAGAUUUGUCCGUCACUGCCUCAAUCUACUGUCCGCCAUGGUGUCCCAAGGUGUGGAAGCUGCUCGAGAAGUCUUCAGCCACAUUCAUAUAAAAGCUUUGUCAGGGCUGGAAAAGAGAAAGGAUAAAAUGGGGAGACCUGAUGUCCGCCUGGCUUUCAUUCAGUUUGUUCUGUCCUUUCUGGUGUCAGGAGAUGGAGCAAUCAUUGGACAACUAUUAGAAGUUAAAGAACUCCUCCCACACAUCCUGAGUACGGGUCUGAAGGAGGACAGGAUGUCUACUGUCAAUUUGAUUUUGUCUACACUGAAGACAAGAGUUGUGCUUAACAAAGCAAUUAGUAAAACCCAGAAAGUGCGAUUUUUCACUCCUGUCCUGCUGGGCAACAUCGCCUCUCUGUACAGAUGGAACGGGAUUCCCGACGCCACCACUGAUGAUGGUGAAAUGGCACAAGACUCUUCUGGGGUAUCAGUGGUCCGAGAACUUGUUCACCGCUUUUUGCUUGACCUUUGUUGCUCCCGUAAGCAUGGCAUCAACUUCCAUGAUCCCCACUUUGGAACCGCUGGCGGAGUUGGCAACCUGGUCUUGCUUCAGUUCUUGGUAGGGCUGAAGCAGGCGACCGAGGAUGAGCUGGUGGCAGAGCUGGUGGUCAAUGUCCUGAAAAACAGCCCCGACAUUCUGUCCCGAUACUUCAAGGAGACUCAGUACUCAUACACCCCCCGCCCCAAGAGCGCCUGGCAAGACAACGUUAAUCUGCUGAAAAAAAUCUAUGAGGCGCAGCCGGAGAUUUCCACCAUUUUUCAAACGUGUGAGGCGAUCCCUGUGACCCGCCUGAUCUCCAUGAUUAUGGUGAUCUCGCUUCCUCCGAUCUGCAAUAAGACCUUCUUCACACAAGGCCUCUGUCUUGCCAACCAAAAAGUGCAGCUCACAACUGUGUCAGUGAUGAAUUUCAUACUGAAAAGAGCCAGUAAGAACAUAGAAUACCUUCUGGAUAAGACGGCGUGGGAAAGAUCGGAUGUUUACUCUGCAGAGGUGAUGGAGCAGUUGGUGCAGCAGUACAGGGAGGCACUGGGCAAGAUUUUGCCCGACAUGACGACGAUCAUUUCAACAUGGCAGUCGCUUAGCAAAAAGGAAAAAGCUGAAGGUGAUGGGAAUAAAUCCAAGAGUGAUGGGAGUGCUGACCUGACGGAAACUACAAAUGAGCUGCCAGUUGCUGAGACGGCGGAAAUUGUUUUGCUGAAGGCUUUGAUUCUUCAAGUCAUUUGCCUUUACCAGAAGGUCAUGCCCCACCUGGUUCUGCAGUGCAAAUUUGAUUUCAGCAAACUCCUAAAAGGGAUUGUCUCGGAGAAAGGAAUGAAAGAAGAGGUUCCUCCAGUCUUACAGUAUCAGAUUCUGCAGUUAGCUUUAGAUCUGCCUGCAAGCAAAUUCUCCUGGUUUCGCAUUCAGGAAGCUGCAGAGUCUGCAGAAAAGUCCGUUCUAUAUUUGCUUCUCAAGAUGUUUGUCAACAGCAGCAAAAGUCACCUGAGGUCCUCCACACAGAAGCUGGUUAUUAAAGUACUUCAGGACACUGGUGUGUUUGAGCACACAUGGAUGGAGCUUGAACUCUGGCUUAACCAGCUGGACAGAGUAGAACCCAGCCAGCAGGAGACUGUGAUCCAGUUUCUGGAGCGAGUGUUUGUUAAGCUGGUGUGCAACUCUUACGAAUACACCGAUAAGGUUGCCAGCCUCGUCCAGGAGGCAGCGUAUCUUCAAGCUAACCUGAGCAGCCAGGAGGGAGACACCGGCAGCCUGCCGGUCUCACACAUAGACGAUGUUUUAGACAUGCUGGACAUCAUCAUGGAGGGAAGUGAAGGGGAGAUGGAGGAGUUCGGCCCAGCUCUGAGUGAAGAGCUCAUCAUCCAGACGUUCCCCUUCAGCGCUGUGGUUCCCGCUGCUCUGGAAGCUCGGAAUAAACUUCAGUCCGACAAGGGAGAGGUCUGUAAAUACCUGUCUGCGGUGCUCUCCGAUGUGCUGCACUGUCAGAGAGACCCGCUCCCUUUCUGCCUGGCUCUGCUACACUACGAUAAAGAGCUCGUGUCGUCUGGACUUCCUGCUUCCACUCAUCCAUCCGUUAUUCACCUUCACCAGUAUUACUCGAGUUGGUUGCCUCAGCAGAGUCGGGAAGAGCUGUUCAUGUCUCCUGCAUCCAUCUCCAACGAAGCAUUAACGUCUGAUUCCUACUCUGCUAUGAUGAAAGCUGCAUACAUGCAAGGAGCAGACACCUUAACAACAACCGCCUUCAGGAAAAACAUAGAAGCAGCUUUAGAUUCCACGUCACAGACGGAGUUUCCAAUCGCAAUAAAGCAGGUUUUACUGUACAUCAAAUCUACAGUGGAAAACUUUGGCACGUUUUCCAAAGAGGCUGGAGCAGCUCUCCUGAAGACUUUAAUGGGAUUUCUCCAAGGUAUGACAGUGAAACUUAAAAGUUUUGCAGAAACCCAAAACUCUGAAGCAGCACCAGCGGAGAAGGAGCAAGAUGCAUCUCAUUUGUUUCUAGAAGUUAAUCAGUCAUCGGAGGUUGAAACAAAUAAAAAACAGAUUGUCGUUGCAGCUCUCGGUUCCAUCCUCAAGCAUCCGUGUUUGGAGCAGUGGUUCCUGGCGCUGGAGUUGUCGGCGUUGCCUCCUCACUCCCUGAAGCCUGUCAGGCUGAAGCAGCUGUGCGCUCUGAUAACAGAUGACACUCUGACCCUGCUGAAGAUCGGCGCUCCCGUCCUUAAAGAUCUCUGCCGCCCAGAGCUGCUCUCUGGCUACACGAGUUCGAUAAAACGAGCCGUUCUCAAGGAAUUAUCGGAAAAGCGUCCUCACCCUCCGAAGAGUCCCUCCAGAACGUUCCAAGCUCUCCUGUCUUUACACAGUUACAUGGAUUCUGGUAAUCUGAGGGAAGUGGCCUGUAGUUUGCUGCUUCAACCUCAAGACACUCUGAUUUGUGUCAGCAGUGACAAGUCCGACCUCAGCAUUUAUGGUCAUGCAGCGCUGCAAAUUCUCACAGCUUGUACGACUUUAGAGGAUCACGGUGGAUUCCUGACACCGGCACACCUUCAGGGUCUCAGCACCCUCCUGCUGUCCUGCUCCAGCCCCGAACCCGCAGCCCUGAUGCUCCAGACUCUGUCCAGAGAGCCGGGCUGUGCCAAGCUGAUGCACACAGACGUGUUCUCACACUGCCUCCGGGAACCUCGCCCAGACUUCCUGGCUAUCAGCUCUCUGCUGCUGCGAAACUGCUCCGCUCACCGCCUCUGCUUUGAGCUGUGGUGCCUUGAACCUGCAAACAUGGCAAAGCUAUCGAGUGAGACGGAAGCUUUCCUUCCACUGAUCAACACGUAUUUACAGGUGGCAAGCAGAGAAGAUCCAGCUCGACCUAAAGACGUUCAAAAAGAAGUUUUGAAAGCCUUAAAACAGGCUUUUCUGGAGAAAUUGUCUCCGUGCAUUCUGGGAAACCUCACAGACGACAGAGAAAUUGCAGAAACUGUUGCAAACCUGAUCAAACUCUCUACAGACAUCAAGGAUUUUGGGAAUUUGAUCAGUAAACUUCCCAGUGUCCUUCCGAGUGUGGACAGUUUUCAGAGAUGGAAAUUAGUGGAUGUUAUCACAGAUAAGCUCGUUGAUGAUUCGGAAGAACAAGAGAAAUGGAGGAAAUCGGUUUGUGUCGCAGCUUUGAAGUGUCUCACAGCCUCAUUCAGCCACUCUAAAGAUCAGCCGUCUUCUCUGUCAGAACAAGAGCACGGCGUCCUCCAAAGACUGGAGCAGCUCUUGAGUUCUGCUGAAGACAUCCCUGCAUCCGAGUGGAACAGUUUUGUCAAAAAUGGACUCAAGUAUCGCUACAGAGAUUCUAGUUUCCUGAACACCUUGAGCAGCCUGUUGACAGUGAUGUACGCUGAAGAGAAAGUCCAGAAAGAUUUCAUACCUUUAUCCACUCUUCAUCUGAUGAUCAGCAGCCACUCUCAGUUCCUACCAACCAUGCUGGGAUGUGAGGAAGAACCAGAUAAGAGUCAGGAGAAAGAAGCACUCGUAUCUCUACUUCUGUGCGUGGUGAAGAAAUGCCCAAAGGUCUGCAACAUCAGUCACUUUGUUGUUCUUUUGGGAGCAUAUGGAGCCACACUGUCCACUUCAGAUCAGAAACUUUUACUGCUUCUCCAGGAAUAUGAGAAAAAUCAAGUUAGCCUCCUGAAAUUCCAAGCUUUCUUGUGGGGCCCUGCGGCUGUGGAGCAUCACAAGACCAGGAAAAGUCUCGGAGCUUCUCUGUGGAAGCAGGCGAGCUCGGAUGACCUGCUGGCUCUGCUGAAGACGGACAGGAUGCUCCAGACCAUCUCACAGUUUCCACAGCAGCGCACAAUCAUCCUGCAGGAUGAAGUGGAACAGCUUUACAGUAACAAAGCAGUGAAGGACCUCAGUAAUCUGUAUGAUCCCCGUUUCCUUUUACCUCUCUUCAGCGUCAUACUUAGACCAGAAUGUGUCGUUGACUGCCUCAAGUUCAUAUCCAGCCACGCUUUGGGCUUCACUGUAAUGGCUCUCAGCAGCUACGACCCGAAGGUGAGAGCCGCCGCUUACCACGUGCUCGGUUCUUUCUACCACCAUCUGGAGGGAGCUCGCUUCAGAGAGAAGAGACAGAUGCUGUAUUUGAUGGACAUGGUGAAGAACGGAAUUCAGCAGCAGAAUCAAAAACUGCCGUUUGUUCUGACAUCUUACAUCGCCAAAGUGGCUCAGCAGAUGCUCAGACCCGAGGAUCACAUGUAUGUGGUCUUGAACAAAUUUCUGCUGUCCCAACAGAGUCUUGACUUGAAAAGAGUCCCAGAAUUUUUCAAGUUAUUCUAUAGCUUUGACCUGGAGCACAAGAUGGAACGUGAGUGGAUCCUGAGUGUGCUCGAGGAAGGGAUUAGUGAUGGCCACUGCUUCGAACUCUGCAACCAACAAGGCCUCUUUCAGAGUCUUUUGGGCUUCAGCAGCAGCCCGCUGUGUGACGAAACCUUCAAGGUACAGAUCGUCCGAGUGUUGUGCAAAGCUGCACGGGUGACGAAAGGAGCUUAUAACCUCACUAAGAGCAGCGGGAUCUUGAGCUGGAUGAUACAUUUCCUUGAAAAAAGGAUCCUGACGCAGCAGCUGCUGUGUUCCAUCGUGGAUCUGCUCUGUGUGCUUUGGUUCACUAAUCUCGGGGAGAAGGAAAAGAAGAACGAGGGUGUCAGCACCUCCUCAUCGACGGUGAAAUGCCUCCCUCUGCCGUUCAUCAAUGAGUUCCUGAGUGCAGCAUCAGCAGUCUGCAGACACCUCAGGUUGGGAGUGAAGGCCGCUCAGCUCAACAUGUUUGUGCAGAUGCUGAGCACUGCGCUGAUGCAUCGUGGGACAGCGCUCAAUGUAAACAAACAAGCAGACUGGCUGACGCUCCGUCCACAACCGCUGUCCAGCGCCGAAACCCUGACUCUGCUCCUCUGCUGGGCCUCUUUGUCCCGAAACGCAGCCCUGCUCAGCCAAAUCCAAGCACUAUCUGACAGACACAAAGUGACAGAGCUGAUGGGGUUGGGGAAGGAGAAAGUCCGAGGUAAAAGCUUCACCUCCCGCACCCACGGAGAGAAGUCAGCAGAAGACAAUGAAGCUGACGGACAGGAGAGUCUCCUGCAGGAGUGUAAACCUUCCCUCUGCAGGAUCUUCACUCACUGGGAGCCUGAGCUUCACUCCUCUGAAGCCCAGCCGGAGGUCAGUCUGCUGGCCUGUGAGACCGCUCACCUGCUCACCAGGUGGUCUCUGCAGUGGCUGCUGGAGGACGAGGAAAACACAGAACAGUUCCUGCUCUGGUUCGAAGCUGUUGUGAGACACGGGAAGGUGGUGAAAGCGGUGAUGUCGGAUCCCGGGUUGAAAGCAGACCUGCUUUGUCUCUAUCAUCGCUCCUUUGAAACGGACUCCGGCUCCACGGCGAGGACGGGAACCUUAAAGCGUUUCACGCACAUCAUGAUCAGCAUGUUGGAGACAGACGGUCAGCUGUCAGGUUUCCACCGGGCGGUGCUGACCGCCUGCAUGCAAGAGCCGUCUCAUGAUGAGUCCAGACAAGAAGCAGGGCUGUUUCUUGUGUCCAUGUUCAUCCAUGAGUUGUGGAGCGGAGCGGCGUCAGCAGAACUCUUCCUGUCUUAUGUCAGAUCGGUGACCAGAUCGGUGACCAGAUCCAAGAACCAAAAACAAAAAGGAUCCAAAUCCUCCAAGAAAGAAGCAGCUGUCAGAGCCAUCUGCCAACAGAUUGUUUCCAUAAAGAGUUAAAGUAGAUAUUUGACACUUUCAUAUGACACAGUUGUACAUAUUUACUUUAAAUCGAGUCUUGUGUAAUGUAUUUGACUUUAUUUCUUUUUUAUUGUAAUUCCUAAAACAAAUUGUAAACAAUUUUGAAACAUUUUUUUACUAUAAACUGUUUUGAAGAUCUGUCUGUUUACUUUCUAAAAGGAAUAAAAAUAUGGAGACGUGGAAGAGAUGAAAGGUU